Messenger RNA from Alternaria infectoria, 3024 nucleotides. RefSeq lists its product as uncharacterized. The record is from RefSeq and is a predicted model, not a curated record. Gene Ontology annotation, biological process: regulation of exocytosis; regulation of protein secretion; establishment of cell polarity. The coding region runs from base 1 to 3024 and encodes 1007 amino acids. The transcript is spliced from 4 exons. NCBI's taxonomy places the organism in Eukaryota, Fungi, Ascomycota, Dothideomycetes, Pleosporales, Pleosporaceae. Gene Ontology annotation, molecular function: syntaxin binding; myosin II binding; GTPase activator activity. Gene Ontology annotation, cellular component: plasma membrane; cytoplasm.
AUGGCUCACCUCUUGCGUGGAAAGCAGGCCGGUGUCAGCAACGACCUCUCCCUGGGCCUGGGCCCUGAUUCAUUCGUGCUCGACCAUAUCCGCAACUACGGCAUCAACUCCAAAGUCACCCAGGUCGCAUACGACCCCGUCCAAUCCCUCCUCGCCGUCGGCACGAGCGACAGCAAGUAUGGUCCCGGCCAGAUCUACAUAUUCGGACAGAAGAGGGUCGAAGUGGUGCUGUCGCUGCCCACGCGCAACGCCUCGAUCAAGAUCCUGCAGUUUUGCGCCGAGAAGCUGCUGUGCGUAGACUCAAAGAACGACUUGUCCGUCUUUUCGCUCGAGACGAAGAAGCUGCUCAACGCCCACUCCCCUCCCGCCCGCAUUACGGCGCUGCACUGCGACCCUACCAUCGAUUACGCGCUGCUCGGUACACAGCACGGUGAGGUGUACGCCUAUGAUCUGGCUAGGGAGGCACUUACGCCCUUCAAGAUUCCCAACUUGUGGAGGGAGAAAUUCCCUCGCUCGCGCCUGACCUCCGUUGUUACGCUCUCACUCCACCCUCGAGAUAUCGGCUCCCUCCUGAUUGGGUACAACUCCGGCGCAGUCAUCUACUCGUUCAAGCAAAACAAAGCCCUGCAUUUCUUCAACUAUGUGGUCCCCAAGGGAGCCCCUGGAGGUGACUCGGAUCCAGUCUCCGUCUCCAAGGAUCGCGAACCUCCGCUUACCCAGGCUGUCUGGCACCCAACCGGCACUUUUGUUCUGACUGGACACGAAGACAGCAGUAUCGUUAUAUGGGAUUCCAAGGAUGGCCGCAUCGUACAAGCGAGAACCUUGACCGAUACAAACGUAGACAAGCCCGGUCCAGGCAGCUUCAGCCCAGGUGCCGUUGAAGGAUCGUUUGCACUCAAGUCCCCCAUCUUCAAGAUUGCGUGGUGUGCGAAUCAGGACCCUGACGAUACCGCUAUCCUCAUCGCUGGUGGACAGCCAUCCAACAUCUCCGCCAAAAGUCUGACGCUUUUCGAGCUGGGUAGAACACCGGUUUACGCGACCGCAUCCUGGCAAGUACUAUCCGAUCACUUCGAGAAUCCCAAGAGGCAAAGGAUACUUCCAUGCCCGCCUGGGACCGAGGUGGUGGACUUGUUCCUCAUUCCAAGGACGUCCCCUCAUUACGCUGGCUGCCACGACCCCAUUGCCAUUCUCGCCUUACUUGCAUCUGGGGAGUUGAUCACUCUCUCUUUUCCAAGCGGAAUGCCCAUCACGCCAACUAAUCAACUGCACCUCUCCAUGACGCUUGUUCAUCCGUAUAUCAAUUAUGCAAAUCUCGCGCCUGUAGAGCGUACACGGUGGCUUGGCAUGACCGAGAAGCGCCAACACGGUCCGCAAUUCCUCAUCGGUGGUGCCGAGGCUGUUCAUCCCCUCAAGCGGUUUGAGAACCGAAACAUCGUGCAGACUGCUCAUGCAGAUGGCACGAUCAGACUAUGGGACGCAGGACAUGCCGAUGAGAUUGAGAACCCUGCAUUGCUACAGGUAGACGUAGCUCGAGCAGUCGGCCGCCCAGAGCAUAUACACGUCACACAAACUUCGUUCGCAGGCGCAGCAUCUGAACUAUCCGUAGGGCUGAAGAGUGGUGAAGUAGUAGUGUUCAGAUGGGGUGUAAACAGGCAUGCUGGACAGGAGUACCCACCCGGUGACAACAAACCGCAAGCGCUUACCAAUAUCUCGGAAAGAAGUGAAGCGGCUCUCAAAGAGGGACUGCUGCCUUUCACUUUGCUUGACGAGGGCAAUGGACCAGUCACCGCCUUGAAACAUUCUGAUGUUGGCUUUGUUGCUGCGGGCUUUGAGGGUGGCAGUCUGGCCAUCAUUGAUUUGCGAGGGCCCGCUGUUAUCUACAGAGCGUCGAUACAGGAAUUUGUCAAGCCGGACAAACGCGCCAGCUUCCGACGGAGUUCAACGCAGGCAGCACCCAAAGCGGAGUGGCCCACUUGCCUCGAGUUCAGUGUUAUGACACUCGAAGAUGACGACUAUUCCAGCAUUCUACUUCACGUCGGUACUAAUCUUGGCCACCUGGCAACCUUCAAGCUACUGCCAGAAUCAAGUGGCCAGUACUCAGUAAAACCUGCGGGUGUGUGCUCGCUUGACGACAAGGUUAUCAGCAUCAGCCCCAUGCACGCCGAAACUGGUCGCCCAGCAUAUGCUUCGCAGUCUGCCGUUGCUGGACUUCGGACUGGCUCGAAGAUUAGCGGCGUCCUUUUAGCCACAACAGCCUCAGGCGCGAGGUUAUUCCGUCCCGCCACGAGUAAAGGAGCGCACAAAACCUUUGAUCAGUUCUUGUGCGAUGCUGCGACUGUAGUGAGGUACGAAGACAAGGGCUACGCAAUGCUUGGGUUGUAUGGAGAUGGAUAUGCGAGAGCGCAUUCGCUACCUGCAUUGAAGGAGAUCGGGUCUGUCAACCUCAGUGAUUUCUUAGACAUCAGGCGCUUCUCUGAGGCAGUCAUUACAAGUACUGGCGACAUCUUUGGCUGGAAAGGGCCUGCGGAAAUGGCUCUUGUCAACGUCUUUGGAACGGGACUGCAAUAUGAACGUGCGAAGGAUGUCUUGCUUAACCCAGAACUUUUGAUUCCGCCCCGACCCACUAUCAGCAAUAUUCAAUGGAUCUCUGGCACCCAAUAUGUAACACCAGCCGACAUGGAUCUUCUCAUUGGUGGUCCUGAUAGGCCCUUAUCAAAUCGUCAAAUGGCGCAGCAGCGAGCAGAGGCAGAGCAGGAACGACGCCGCGCCAAUCCGACCGCAGCCAGCUCUUCUGCCGCUGGAUAUCAGUCCUAUCCUACCCAAGUAUCCCCGACUCAAGAAGGAUGGGGUGCUUGGGCGAGUCGCCAGCUCAACGAGCGUACGGAGAAGCUCAACAUUGUUGGGGAUAGUAUGGACAAUCUUUCGCAAAACAGUGCAGGUUGGGCAAAUGACGUCAACAAGUUUGUCGGAAAGCAGAAGAGAGGGCUAGUCAUGGGUGCUAUGAAGAGCAAAUUCGGAUUUUGA